This is a messenger RNA of Trichomonas vaginalis G3, 984 nucleotides long. RefSeq names its product spectrin binding. Bases 1 to 984 code for a protein of 327 amino acids. Lineage: Eukaryota; Parabasalia; Trichomonadida; Trichomonadidae. The record is from RefSeq and is a predicted model, not a curated record. Gene Ontology annotation, molecular function: protein binding. The transcript has a single exon.
AUGUCUCAUUCGACCGUGAUUCGUAGAUUAUUAAAAAUAUGCGAACAAGGAAAAGACACAUCUAGAUUAGAAGCAUCAAUUGCACUUAACAUAGGCGAGUACUGUAAAGAACCCGUUUUUUAUACUCUUCCAUUAAAUUUACUGUUUUCUAUUGCUUCAAAAUGCGAUAAUUUAGAUGUUAAAUCAUUAUCACUAAUUGUUUCUGGUGUUUCAAGAGCUUACGGCAGUGAUGGACUUCAAAUUCUAGAUUUUCUCCCAACAAACGAAUCUUCGGACUCAAAACCAUCUCAGAAACUAUCAAAAUUCAAAUCUACAUCAGACGUUAAUAACUCUUUAUCAAGUUCACCAAAACCGAUUAAAUCUACUUCAAAAGAUGAUCUAACUGAAGCCAAAACAUCACCUUCCAAGUUUAAACAACGCAGUAAAUCCCUAUCAACAAAGAAUUUCGAAGAUAGAUUUAAAUCAAUCGACUCAGAAGCAAGCAAGAACGCUUCAAAUGAUUCAUCAGAAAGGGGUUCUCAUGAGCCAAAUCCGUUUGAAAUGAUCGAAUCUGGAAAUUUGGAAGAUUUCAAAAAAUAUAUUGAAAAGAAUUCAAAUAAUAUCAACAAAACAGAUCAAUUUGGCAACACACUCUUACAUAUUGCGGCUAAGUAUGCAAAGAACGAUUUUCUUUUAUAUUUAUUAGAUUUUCCAAUAGAUCUUGAAAAAAGGAACAAAAAAGGAUGGACAGCAAUGCAUUUUGCUGCAAUGGGUACUAACUUAUCAACUCUUGCUCUAUUGAUCGAUGCUGGCGCCAAUGUAGAACCUUAUGGAAAAGAUUCUCCUUUACAUCUUGCUGUUUACUACGAUAGAUAUGACAAUGCUGAAUUGCUUCUAGAACAUGGCGCAGAUGUGAGAAAGAGAGGUUAUACACUUGGAUUUGUUCCUUUGGGUUACGCUAAGAGUCAGAAAAUAAUCCAACUCCUUUCUUCAUUCACUGAAUAA